CCCCGCUAUAUCCGUUUGUGUAGCCCCGGGGCAGAGCUGCAGCCGAGCGGGGACUGGGUGCUGCAUACUGCGGGACUGGACCCUGGGACUAUGUGGCUGGUGGAGUGACCACCCGGCAUGGCAGUGAGGAGGGGGCAGAGCCUGGCCCUGGCCCUGGUGCUGGGGGCAGCGAGUGUCUGUGCCCGGUUCUCCUUCACCCUGAAGAUCUCCCCGGCUCUGGUCAGUCAGCCCCUGCCAGUGUCCCCGGCCACCCCGAAGGACAUAGUGGGGCUGUCCCUGGCCUCGGACCCCAGCGGGAAGAUCAACUUCAUGGCCAUGGUGGACAACCUGGAGGGGGACUCUGGCAGAGGGUACUACCUGGAGAUGAUGAUAGGGACCCCCCCACAGACGUUAAACAUAUUGGUGGACACGGGUAGCAGUAAUUUUGCAGUCGCUGGGACACCAAAUCCUUAUAUUGACAAGUAUUUUAAUUCAGACGGGUCCUCUACGUACCAGACUCUCGGACUUGACGUCUCGGUCCGGUACACUCAAGGAAGUUGGAGUGGAGUCUUGGGAAAAGAUGUCAUUACCGUCCCUAAAGGGAUCAAUGAUUCCUUUGUGGUGAACAUUGCCUCCAUCAUUGAGUCGGAGAACUUCUUUAUGCCCCAGAUCAACUGGCAGGGCAUCCUGGGACUGGCCUAUAGGAGUCUGGCCAAGCCAUCAAGCGCUGUGGAAACUUUCUUUGACUCCCUUGUUGAGCAGCAGAAGAUUCCUGAUGUCUUUUCCAUGCAGAUGUGUGGAGCCGGCCUGCCCACUUCUGGCACGGGCACCAAUGGUGGCAGCCUGGUCAUGGGGGGUUAUGAGCCCAGUCUAUACACCGGUGAUAUCUGGUACACGCCGAUCACCGAGGAGUGGUAUUACCAAGUGGAGGUUCUGAAGUUUGAAGUCGGAGGUCUCAAUUUAAACCUGGAUUGUAAGGAGUAUAAUGCAGAUAAAGCCAUAGUGGACAGUGGCACCACCCUCCUGCGCCUACCUGACAAAGUCUUCAAUGCGGUUAUAGAAGGGAUCAUUCAGACGUCUUCGAUUGAGAAUUUCAAUGAUGAGUUCUGGAUGGGCCUGCAGUUGGCUUGUUGGGAGAAGACUGAAGAGCCGUGGGGGUAUUUUCCAGACCUGUCCAUCUAUCUGCGGGAUGUGAACUCGAGCCUGUCCUUCCGUCUCGUCAUAAAGCCUCAGUUAUACAUUCAGUCUGUCACGACAACACGUGUGGAUCUGAAUUGUUUCCGCUUUGGUAUUUCGUCCUCAUCCAGUGCUCUGGUUAUCGGAGCCACCGUGAUGGAAGGAUUCUAUGUCAUCUUUGACAGGGAGGAGAAGAGGGUCGGUUUUGCCCUCAGUAAAUGCGCAGUGGUCAACGGCGUGAAGGUGUCCGACAUCUCCGGCCCCUUCAGCACGGAGGACGUGUCCAGCAACUGCAUCGCCACCAACCCCCUCAGGGAGCCAAUCAUGUGGAUUAUAUCUUACACGCUCAUGACCUUCUGCGGCAUCGUUCUGCUGGUCCUUGUGGUGCUGCUGCUCAUUCCCAACAGACGUGCCACCAGCCAGGACCCCGAAGUGGUCAACGACGAAUCCUCAUUGGUGCGCCACCGUUGGAAGUAAUCUUCGGCUGGCAUCUUAUAGCCUCCCCCUCCCCCCCUUCCCUGGUCUAAUCUCUGGGGUCGGGGGUGAUGGGACUGGACCUGGUGAGAUUUCCCAUGAUUCAUCACUUGCUGCUGGGAACCUUUUUUUGGGUUACGAACCCGUCUCUACCAAAGCUGUUCGCCGGACGUGACGCUGUCUAAAUAACUUAUUGCCUUUCCUUUCCUUGCAAAGUUCAAAGUAUGCCAGUAUUGGCAAAGUCUUAAUACUACUAAAGUACUACUACUCUACCUGGAUGCACUAUAAUCAUUUACCAUUGGACUAUUAUUAUUUUUUUUUUAUUAUUCUAUCAGCUAUAAGAAAGUGUUUUCCAAGCAGGGUGCCUCCAGC
This is a messenger RNA of Hyla sarda, 2001 nucleotides long. RefSeq names its product beta-secretase 2 (gene BACE2). The transcript has 9 exons. Lineage: Eukaryota; Metazoa; Chordata; Amphibia; Anura; Hylidae. Gene Ontology annotation, molecular function: aspartic-type endopeptidase activity. The record is from RefSeq and is a predicted model, not a curated record. Gene Ontology annotation, cellular component: trans-Golgi network; membrane; endosome. Gene Ontology annotation, biological process: amyloid-beta metabolic process; membrane protein ectodomain proteolysis. The coding region runs from base 118 to 1632 and encodes 504 amino acids.